Messenger RNA from Drosophila serrata, 3369 nucleotides. RefSeq names its product Retinoblastoma-family protein (gene Rbf). NCBI's taxonomy places the organism in Eukaryota, Metazoa, Arthropoda, Insecta, Diptera, Drosophilidae. The record is from RefSeq and is a predicted model, not a curated record. Gene Ontology annotation, molecular function: RNA polymerase II transcription regulatory region sequence-specific DNA binding. Gene Ontology annotation, biological process: regulation of transcription by RNA polymerase II; negative regulation of G1/S transition of mitotic cell cycle; cell differentiation. Gene Ontology annotation, cellular component: transcription regulator complex; nucleus; chromatin.
UAUGUCGAGGCGAGAUAUGUCAACUUAUUAAUCAGUGCGCGCCGAAAGUUAUAUCCGAGGAGAGAGCAGCGCACACACGCAGCCACGCCGGAAAGCGCAGCCGAUCCGCAGCCAACCGCAGGAAGGCGAUCCGUUCGCCAUUCGUUCCGUUUGCCAGAGUGCCAGCUGGUCAGCUUCGCGCCGUGAAAAGUUCGUACCACCCCCGACCCGCGUCCGCGCCCGUGUCCGCACCGUCCCCGUCGCGUAUUACCGUACCGUAUUCGAGUGUCCAGUGCCACCGGCAGUGAAACAACACCAAGUGAACCACAGCAGCCACCAUGAGCGGCAGCGAGGCCGCCAGCGAGCCGCAGGAGCUGGGCGCUGAGGUUGUUAGUGGUUCAGCGGCGCCGCCCGACGACAGCCAGGAGGUGGCCAAGGCCAAGUACACGAAUCUGUGCCGCGAGCUCAACAUGGACCGCCAGACGGAGAUUGAUGGCUUCGAGAUGUACCUCAAGGUCUCGCAGCGCUGUUCGCUGGAGGGCGAGUCCAUGCACUGGCUGUGCUGUGCCUUGUAUGCAGCCUGCCGUCGCUCUAGCACGCCCACAGUCAUAGGGCAAGACGCGGUGGUGCGCGGCAACUGUGUGUCCCUAAACAACCUGCUGCGCUGCUGCCAAAUGAGCAUCUACGACUUCAAGACGAAGAUCAAGCAGUGGUGCGACAUGGCCAACCUGCCGCAGGAGUUUGUCAACGAGAUCGAGGUCCUGGACCGCAAAUUUAGCAUUACGUUCACGCUGUACAAGCGCUUCCGGACCAUCUUUGACCUGAUUUUCGUGUGUCCGCCCAACGAGAAGAAGCACUCGAAGUACAUCUCCCUGCACUCGAGCCAUCCGCAUGGCAAGUGCUCCUUUAUCAAGCUGGACGACUUCUGCUGGCGCCUGUUCCUCUGCGCCAAGAACCAGAAGCCCAGCAACACCGUCGACCUGGUCAGCUCGUUCAACCUGAUGAUCUGCUGCAUCGAUCUGAUAUACAACAAUGUGCUGGCCGAGAAGCGCACCGAUCUCAUCAACCCCAAGUUCGAGGGACUGCCGCCCAACUGGACGGAGCUGGACUUCCGCCAGAAGCAGUGCUGCAUCCUGGCCCACUUCUGCGACAUGACCGACGAGGCCAAGGCCAUGAAGGCCACCACCUUCCGCGAGAUCAUGUCGAGCUUCUUUCAGGCUCCGACCAUCUAUGGCAACAAGGACACCAUGCUGGGGCUGCUGGCCAACGAGAACUUCGAGCGCAAUCUAAAGUCGCUCAAUAUCAGCUAUGAGCAGUAUGUGCUGAGCGUGGGCGAGUUCGACGAGCGCAUUUUGAGCGCCUAUGAUGCGAGCGAUCACACAAGCCUCAAUGAUCAGGCCCUGCGUCCGCCGGUGACACCGCUUACGCGCAUGCAGGAUCUGCCCGCCCAGCCGGCGAUGGCCGGCGACAAAUUUGAGCCCGUCCGCAAUGCCACCAACAAUGUAAAACAGCUGCUUGCCUUUGGGCGUAUCACCGAGCCCACAGAUUUCGUCAAGCAAGCCGGCGAGGAGGUGAUUGCCAAGCUGCUGACCAUUAUCGAGGAUCUAAAGCAAAAGUUUCUCGCCAAAUAUCCGUCAACGGAGGCGAAGAGCCGCUUCCGUUUGGCCAAGUCCUUUUACUUCUACCUGCUGGACAAGAUCCUGCAGGCGGAGAUGCGGAACAAGCCCGACAUCGAUCUCAAGCCCAUGCUGGUGAAGAAAAUCUCGCUGGACAUCUUCAAUAUCACGCUGCUGGCCUGCUGCGUGGAGCUGGUACUGGAGGCCUACAAGACGGACUUCAAGUUCCCCUGGGUGCUCGAUUGCUUCAGUAUUAGUGCGUUCGAGUUCCAAAAGAUCAUCGAGAUCGUGGUGCGUCACGGCUCGCACGAGGGCUGCCUGAAUCGCUCGCUGAUCAAGCAUCUCAACUCCAUUGAGGAGACGUGCCUGGAGCGUUUGGCCUGGUCCCGUAACUCGUUCGUUUGGUACCUGAUCGAGUCCGCUCCGCCGCCGCUGGCCAACUCGCUGGUGGUGAAUCGUGAUCGCACUGCCGGCCCGCUGCAGAUCUUCCUGCGCAAGGUCUAUCUUCUCGGCUGGCUGCGCAUCCAGAAGCUCUGCUCGGAGCUGAGUCUGUGCGAGAAGGCGCCCGAAUGCAUCUGGCACAUCUUCGAGCACUCGAUCACCCACGACACGGGCCUAAUGAAGGACCGCCACCUGGAUCAAAUCAUCAUGUGUGCAAUAUAUAUCUACAUUAAGGUAAAGAAAAUGGAGGAGCCCAAGUUCAGCGACAUUAUGCGGGCGUAUCGCAACCAGCCGCAGGCGGUGAACAGCGUCUACCGCGAGGUCUUCAUCGUCACCCACGAGAACGGUGAGCCCAAGGUGCGCGACAUUAUCCACUUCUACAACAACGUGUAUGUGCCGAUCUUGCGCCAGUUCGCCAUCGAAUACCUGAAUGUCGCUCCGGAUGUGAGCGGCCGCACCUCGGAUCUGCUCCUCUCGCCGCACCCCAAGGAGCGUGCUGCCCAGCCCAAGAAGGUCACCCAGAGUCACUCGCUGUUUGUCACUCAAAUGCCCAAGAAUGACAUCCAGCUGCAGCAGUCGCCCAACCAGAUGGUAUACAGAUUCUACCACAGUCCCGCCAAGGAUCUGCAACUAAUGAACGAGAAGGUGCGCGGCGGCAAGCGAAUGCUCAGUUUUGGUGACGACGGUGUGGCGGAUUCAAAGCGGGGCAAAGGGGAGCAGCGCUCGGGAGGAGGAGCAGGCGGAGGCGGAGGCGGAGGUGGAGAGCACGAGACAUAGACACGGGGCAUCGCGGGGGCAGCUUAGACUUAGUUUAUUAUCAAGGAAGGAAAGAAGUAAACCAUGAAGAGAAAGGAACUUAAACUACAAAAAAGGAAAAAAUAGGCCAGUGCCAGCGGAGACACCCUUCUUUAACACGCUGGCGCCCGGCGCAAGCACGACUCUUUUAUGAUUGUUUUUUUUUAUUAUUUUUUUUUUAGUUCGACAUGUUAAUUUAAACACAAACAAAAAACCAAGAAACCUACAACCCCUACCCAAGCGUGGCAUCUCCUUUUUCUAGUUUGUUCAAUGCCAGCCAACCAUGUAAUUCAAAUGCUAACUCUACAGUUAUAUAUGUAUACAAACGUAUAGAGAACAUCCGAUCCCAGAUGCUUGCAAGGAGUUUUAGUAAAUAAACACCACACACACACACACACAUGUAAACACACAAACACACACACACACACAUCCAUCGAUCGUCGGAGAGCAUUGAGGCAAACCGCGGUCCCUAACAAAUCAAAUUAAACCCACACACAUUAUAUAUAAAGGCAUAUAUACAAAUACACUUUAAAAAUUA